Molecule: messenger RNA, 498 nt
Organism: Trypanosoma theileri
Lineage: Eukaryota; Euglenozoa; Kinetoplastea; Trypanosomatida; Trypanosomatidae
Exons: 1
Coding region: 1-498 (165 amino acids)
Source: RefSeq, a predicted model, not a curated record
AUGAAAGAAGAGGUGGAACGUGAAAUUCAGGAGGCGGCUCAGAGAAACGCCAAACCGACGAAUACAGAAAGCGAAGGUAAUAAGACGCCAUCACCAAACGAAAAUAAGGAGGUGGAUGGUUCACAUCAAGAUAAACCGAACGAAGAGGCGAUAAAGAACCCGAAUACCAAUUCCGCACAAGCUGAGGCGGGAAGCCAUACAACUGCCCAACAGCAGCGGAAUGAACAGGGCACUGAGGGCCAAAAUAAUAAAGAAAGCAAAGAUGAGACACAAGAGAAAAAUCAGAAUUCUCAGAGCAAUCCUCCAACUUCCAGUCAUUCAUCUGCUACUGAGACUUCGCCAUCACAAAAUAUGCCAACUAAUUCUCCUUCUUCAGCUUCAAUCCAUUUGAAUGUUACACAGUUAAGUGACAGCAGCAGCAGUCCUGCAUUGGUGCACAGUCCCUUAUUGCUGCUUCUUGUUCUGAUGUGUGUGCUGGGCUGCACUCUUGUUUGCUGA